Molecule: messenger RNA, 916 nt
Organism: Calidris pugnax (ruff)
Lineage: Eukaryota; Metazoa; Chordata; Aves; Charadriiformes; Scolopacidae
Gene: CHAC2
Product: ChaC, cation transport regulator homolog 2 (E. coli)
Exons: 3
Coding region: 32-586 (184 amino acids)
Biological process (GO): glutathione catabolic process
Cellular component (GO): cytoplasm
Molecular function (GO): glutathione specific gamma-glutamylcyclotransferase activity; gamma-glutamylcyclotransferase activity
Source: RefSeq, a predicted model, not a curated record
GGCGGCCGGGCCGCCAGGCAGCCGGUCAGCCAUGUGGGUGUUCGGCUACGGCUCCCUCAUCUGGAAGGUGGAUUUCCCCUACGAGGAGAAGCUGGUAGGGCGCAUCCGGGGCUACAGCCGCCGCUUCUGGCAGGGCAGCACCGACCACCGCGGCGUGCCGGGCAAGCCUGGAAGAGUUGUGACGCUGGUUGAAGAUGCUGAGGGCUGCGUAUGGGGUGUUGCUUACAGAUUGCCAGCUGGACAAGAAUGUGAAGUAAAGGCAUACCUGGACUUCAGAGAGAAAGGAGGCUACAGGACUACAACUGUUGUUUUCUACCCAAAAGACUCGUCAGUAAAACCAUUUGAUGUGUUGUUAUACAUUGGAACUCAUGACAACCCUAACUACCUUGGUCCAGCACCUCUAGAAGAAAUUGCUGAACAGAUUUUUAACUCAGUUGGUCCUAGUGGAAGAAACACAGAAUACCUGUUUGAACUUGCUAAUUCUAUCAGAAAUCUUGUACCAGAAGAUGUAGAUGAGCAUCUCUUCUCCUUAGAGAAACUAGUAAAGGAACUCUUGGAAAAGCAUCAAAACCUAAAUUGUCUAUAAAAUAGCUUCUUAUUUUAUGGUCUUGCUUCAGAGGAAUGGUUUCAUUGCACAAUAGAUGCAGGAAACAUGACUUGGAGGCAUGGUUCUCUGUACUAUACUAUCUUAUUUAUUUUAAUAUUGCAUUCAGAAUAGUAGUUGGCCAUUAAAACAUACUGUUGCAAAAAUCAUUCUUUCAGGAGUCUACAGAAAAGAGAGCAGAGGAAGUGUUUUAGGUUUGGUGUAUUGGGUUUUUAUCCAAAGGCUACACCUUUAUGAAAAUUGCAAGAGAACCACUUAAACUCCUCUUUGUUUGAAGAUUAUUUUUUUUAUUAUUGUUUCAGGUGUAAAAUA